AUGGAUUUUGCCCAAAUUUACUUUCUUGCAGUCACCGGCUUGAAGAUCUCGUUGCUCAUACUCUUCCUUGCGGCAAAUGGUUUCCUCCUUGGUGUUGGCAUCAGUGACUUGGCAGAGUUAGAGCAGCGAACGGCGGUAAUUGCAUCAGCGAACCUUAUGCUUGUCUUUCUCGGUGGCAGAACAAAUGCCUUGGCAGAUUUUGUCCAGAUCCCACUUUCCACCUACUAUGUUGGUCACCGUUGGAUUGGGGUAGUUGCAACCUGUGAAGCUCUAUUGCAUUCGGCAUUGGCCUUGUUUCGCCGUCAGAAAUUCGACGCUUUGACCAAAUCAGGAUAUGUACAAGAAGGAAAAGCCAGAAUCCCGAUAUUUGUAUCAUGUGGGCUAUUGGGAAGCUCCCACCUCUAUAGAUGGGCAUGGAUGUUCAUCCUUGGCCACACAGCAGGGACCGUGAAGAAUCUCUGGGAUGAUGGCAAUAUUAUGCGACUCCAACUCGGAACUGACAAACCUGUCACAGUCUUUCCUGGCUGCUACUUUUAUUUAUUCUUCACUGGCCCCCUUCCUUUUUAUGAUCUUUUUCAUGGCUAUGCCAUGAUGCCAGUGUGGAGCAACCCAGACCAAUAUGUAACAGGCCAGGCCUCCGAUCUCACGUUCUUAAUCUCUCGCACCAUAGGACACCAUCGUCGAUCGCUAGGUUCGAUCUUUCCUGAAAGCCGGCUUCGGCUUGAUGGCCCUUACGGCAAAGACUUGAAGCUUCACACUUUUGAGACCGUUGUCCUCACUGCAAAGGGUUUGGGCAUUUCGGGCAUCCUUCCUUUUGCACUUCAUCUGGCUGCUCGAAAGCGACAUGACAAUGGGUUGCGUGACAAGUCUGCGAGGUUGCGUGACUCGAGUGAGCCUGUCUUUGGUGAUCUAAGUCGGCACGUAGAUUUGAUCUGGUGGUUGGAGCACGACGAUCAAGAUAGGUGGGUUCAUGAUCAGCUUCAAUCUCUUCAGGAGGUCGACAACAAGGCAUGUUUGACCCGUUCGUUGAGUCAAUUGAUUGCUAAUAGCCAGAAGUUCCUGAUCGUCUGGUGCAUUUAUCCUGUCAAAAGAAAUCCUGAGCGCAAGCUCCCAUUUACAAGUAACGAAUAUUGGUCAAGAAGAUACAACUUUGGCUUUGACGAGUUCUCAAGGGAGCUUCGACAAGAAGCUCGAUACCCAGGCCGAACAGUUGUUGUCGCAUCUGGGGAGGAGAAAUUCGUCAGCAUGAUGCGCGACAUGGUCGUACAAAAUACAACAUCAAAACGUCUUAUUGAAUUCGCCGAUGUAGAAUAUCACACGCAGCCUGGGGGGUUUAAAUCGUCGUUCUAUAAUCCACCAGACUCACAAGCUGUCCUUGUUAACUCAAAUACCCCCUCAAUUUCGCAAUCAACGCCAAUUGAAAUGACUGAGAUGGAUAUUUCUGACCAACAUGUCAGUAAGGCUAAGGAAUUUGCUCAUUGCAGCGGGCAGUUCCAGUGUGGUGGGUCAGCAAAAUACACCAACUUAGCAGGCUGCGUCCAACACUUGUACCUCGAGGAGUUUGGAGAAAGAGUCACCGCUACGGCAACGAGCUAG
Fusarium oxysporum Fo47 is the source of this 1596-nucleotide messenger RNA. Its product is annotated as ferric reductase family protein. The record is from RefSeq and is a predicted model, not a curated record. Gene Ontology annotation, molecular function: ferric-chelate reductase activity. Gene Ontology annotation, biological process: iron ion transport; intracellular iron ion homeostasis; copper ion import. Lineage: Eukaryota; Fungi; Ascomycota; Sordariomycetes; Hypocreales; Nectriaceae. Bases 1 to 1596 code for a protein of 531 amino acids. Gene Ontology annotation, cellular component: plasma membrane. The transcript is spliced from 6 exons.